This is a messenger RNA of Ailuropoda melanoleuca (giant panda), 5101 nucleotides long. Its product is annotated as ephrin type-A receptor 10. Gene Ontology annotation, biological process: protein phosphorylation; ephrin receptor signaling pathway; axon guidance. The transcript is spliced from 17 exons. Gene Ontology annotation, cellular component: dendrite; plasma membrane. The coding region runs from base 527 to 3448 and encodes 973 amino acids. NCBI's taxonomy places the organism in Eukaryota, Metazoa, Chordata, Mammalia, Carnivora, Ursidae. The record is from RefSeq and is a predicted model, not a curated record. Gene Ontology annotation, molecular function: protein binding; transmembrane-ephrin receptor activity; ATP binding.
CUGGGAGAUAGAGGAGCUCCCCAGAGCUUGGGGUCAGGACAUCAGGCUUCAAUAUCCUUUGCAAGUCCUGGGAACAAGGGAGCUUCCAGGCUAGCUAAGAGGCUGCAAGUGUCGCUGCCUCCCCGAGGAUCACCCUCCUUAAGCCACGCCCACAUCGUCUACUUCUCGAGAUUGAGAGGCUAAGGUUUUGCGCUCUGGGCCAUCGUUGCGGGCUCAUCCUCCUCCCCAGGAGCCAGGCCAGUGCUCAGCGCUGCCCCACCCCCACGUUUGGAGAUUGGCGGGACCCCUUCCUUUCCCCCUCCAUUUCGCAGUUCCGCCUCUGGCCUAUGAAACUCCACCCCUCCACCUUCUGCUGGCGAGGAUUGGUGAAGCUCCCGCGGCGGUGCCUAGUGAUUGGUCCCCAUGGAUGAUGGUAACCAGCGAGAUCCCGCCCCCAGCAGGCGCUGAGGUCUGGGGGCACUGCUCAGCGGUGCUGGGGCUGGCGCGGCUUGAGCCGCCGCCGCACUGACAGCUCGGUCUGCGGACCAUGGAGACCGGCGCCGGCCCACAUCCGCUGCGCCUGUUCGUCUGCCUGAUGCCGCUCUGUCUGACGUUGCUUUUGGGACCAGGGAGGCCCGGGACCGCCGAGGAAGUCAUUCUCCUGGAUUCCAAAGCCUCCCAGGCUGAGCUGGGCUGGACCGCCCUGCCAAGUAAUGGGUGGGAGGAGAUCAGCGGCGUGGACGAGCAUGACCGUCCCAUCCGCACAUAUCAGGUGUGCAACGUGCUGGAGCCCAACCAGGACAACUGGUUGCAAACUGGCUGGAUCAGCCGUGGCCGCGGGCAGCGUAUCUUCGUGGAGCUGCAGUUCACGCUGCGCGACUGCAGCAGCAUCCCGGGCGCCGCCGGCACCUGCAAGGAGACUUUCAACGUCUACUACCUGGAAACAGAGGCUGACCUGGGCCGCGGGCGUCCCCGCCCAGGUGGCAGCCGGCCCCGCAAGAUCGAUACAAUCGCGGCGGAUGAGAGCUUCACGCAGGGCGACCUGGGCGAGCGCAAGAUGAAGCUGAACACAGAGGUGCGCGAGAUCGGUCCGCUCAGCCGGCGGGGUUUCCACCUGGCCUUUCAGGACGUGGGCGCAUGCGUGGCGCUGGUCUCCGUGCGCGUGUACUACAAGCAGUGCCGCGCCACGGUGCGGGGCCUGGCGGCGUUCCCAGCCACCGCAGCCGAGAGCGCCUUCUCCACGCUGGUGGAGGUGACGGGAACGUGCGUGGCGCACUCAGAAGGGGAGCCCGGCAGCCCCCCGCGCAUGCACUGUGGCGCCGAUGGCGAGUGGCUGGUGCCCGUGGGCCGCUGCAGCUGCAGUGCGGGAUUCCAGGAACGUGGUGACAUCUGUGAAGCCUGUCCCCCAGGGUUUUACAAGUUGUCCUCGCGCCGGCUGCUCUGCUCCCCGUGCCCGGAGCACAGCCGGGCCCUGGAAAACGCCUCCACGUUCUGCGUGUGCCAGGACAGCUACGCGCGCUCGCCCACCGACCCGCCCUCGGCCUCCUGCACCCGUGAGUGCCCCUCCGGAAAGCGUGGGGGGCGGGGGGGUGGGAGUCAGGAAAGGCCCGGUGGAGGGGUUGCCGAGGCAGGGGGCUCUGCCCUGGGGAGCGUGGGGCAACGCGCCGCCACGCUGCUCCACCUGCGGCCCGGGGCGCGCUACACCGUGCGCGUGGCGGCGCUCAACGGCGUGUCGGGCCCGGCUGCCGCCGCGGGAGCCACCUACGCGCAGGUCACCGUGUCCACGGGGCCCGGGGCGCCCUGGGAGGAGGAUGAGAUCCGCAGGGACCGAGUGGAGCCCCAGAGUGUGUCCCUGUCGUGGCGGGAGCCCAUGCCCGUCGGAGCUCCGGGGGCUAACGGCACCGAGUAUGAGAUCCGAUACUACGAGAAGGGUCAGAGUGAGGAGACUUACUCCACGGUGAAGACAGGGGCACCUGCGGUCACUGUCACCAACCUGAAGCCGGCUACCCGCUACGUCUUUCAGAUCCGGGCGGCUUCCCCAGGACCCUCCUGGGAGACCCAGAGCUUCAAUCCCUCCAUUGAAGUUCAGACCCCAGGGGAGGCUGCCUCAGGGUCCAGGGACCACAACCCUGUGGUCGUCGUCACCGUGGUGACCGUCUCAGCCCUCCUCGUCCUGGGCUCUGUGAUGAGCGUGCUGGCCAUGUGGAGGAGGCCCUGCCCCUAUGGCAAAGGAGGUCAGGACGCCCACGACGAGGAGGAGGAACUGUAUUUCCACUUCAAAGUCCCGACACGCCGCACAUUCUUAGACCCCCAGAGCUGCGGGGACCCGCUGCAGGCUGUUCAUCUGUUUGCCAAGGAGCUGGAUGCGAAAACCGUCACACUGGAGAAAAGCCUUGGAGCAGGGCGGUUCGGGGAGCUGUCCUUCGGCUGCCUGCAGCUCCCGGGCCGCCAGGAGCUCCCCGUGGCCGUGCACACACUGAGGGAUGGCUGUUCCGACUCUCAGAGGCUCAGCUUCCUGGCUGAGGCCCUCACGCUGGGCCAGUUCGACCACAGCCACGUCGUGAGGCUAGAAGGUGUCGUCACCCGAGGAAGCACCUUGAUGAUUGUCACUGAGUACAUGAGCCACGGGGCCCUGGACGGCUUCCUGCGGCGGCAUGAAGGCCAGCUGGCGGCCGGGCAGCUGUUGGGGCUGCUGCCCGGGCUGGCGUCAGCCAUGAAGUAUCUAUCGGAAAUGGGCUACGUUCACCGGGGCCUGGCGGCCCGCCGCGUGCUGGUCAGCAGUGGCCCUAUCUGCAAGAUCUCUGGCUUUGGGCGGGGCCCCAGGGACCGAGCAGAGGCUGUCUACACCACCAUGAGCGGCCGCAGCCCAGCACUGUGGGCCGCGCCUGAGACGCUUCAGUUCGGACACUUCAGCUCUGCCAGUGACGUGUGGAGCUUUGGUGUCGUCAUGUGGGAGGUGAUGGCCUUUGGGGAGCGGCCCUACUGGGACAUGUCUGGCCAAGACGUAAUCAAGGCAGUGGAGGAUGGCUUCCGGCUGCCACCCCCCAGGAACUGCCCCUUCCCCCUACACCGGCUGAUGCUUGACUGCUGGCAGAAGGACCCAAGUGAGCGGCCCAGGUUCUCCCAGAUCCACAGCAUCCUGAGCAAGAUGGUGCAGGAUCCAGAACCCCCAAAGUGUGCCACGACCACCUCUCCCAGGCCUCCCACCCCCCUGGCGGACCGUGCCUUCUCCACCUUUCCGUCCUUCGGCUCCGUGGGCGCGUGGCUGGAGGCCCUGGACCUGGGCCGCUACAAGGACAGCUUCACCGCCGGUGGUUACGGGAGCCUGGAGGCCGUGGCCGCCAUGGCCGCCCAGGACCUGGUGAGCCUGGGCAUCUCGUCGGCGGAACAUCGAGAGGCCCUCCUCAGCGGGAUCAGCGCCCUGCGGGCACGCGUGCUCCAGCUGCAAGGCCAGGGGGUGCAGGUGUGAGCCGCUCUCCUUCCAGGCCAUGACCGCAGGCCUCACAGGGACCCUGGCACGCGGCACCCCUGCGGGGUGGAAGGGAGCGCGCUCUCCCUGCGCUCGGGCCCAGGGCUUGUUUGGGACCACAGUUCCCCUCAUUUCACUGCCUACUCCUCCCAUUUUCCCCAGUCUGAACACCUUGGCUGACUCAGUCCCCUUGGCCAGAGGGUUUAAAUCCCUGGGGAGAACCCCUGCGAUAACAGCAGGAGGCAAUGCAGGGUUCCAGAGACCACGGUGGGCAGGACGGAGAGGGAAGACGUAGCUUUAAAUAGCCUGGUUCAUGUUUUUCUGUCUUCCGCACCCACUGGGGCCUGGGGCCUACCCCAGUGGGUGCCCCUUUUUCCCACAGGCCUAUUGGGCAGUUGGCAGCAUGGGUCCCUAAUAAGCUCCCAUGAGACUCGGCAGGGGCCACAGCUGCUUGGCAGCCCACCCUGAAGGGCCUGGAGAGGCAAGGGCCUCAGCUCCCUGCACUUGGGCUCGGCCCUGUCUGCACACUGGUCCUGAGGCCCAGGCAGCGAAGGUGGUGCUGAGCUCCGGUGCUGGACCCCAAGGGCCCCGAUUCAGGAGCCAAUUUCUGCUUCCCCUGCCUUUGGGCUGCGAGUUCAGGGUGAGGGUGAGGGCCCUGGCUAGGCCAUCAAGGUCCUGGUGCUUCCCUGAGGUCCAGCUAGGCCUCCCCUUCGCAUUCCUUUUCUAGAAGAGCAUGAGGUGAGAUGUUUUCUCCCCCGGAGGACCCGUGAGCUUUGCUCUCCUGCCUCAGGGGAUGGUGAAGAGAUCCUUGGGGGUGGACCUUCUCUCUCUGACAGGCUCUGAGCCACACUGUGCAGAGAGGAAAGUCGGAGGCUGGUGGAGGAGUCAGGGCCAGGGCUGGGGUUGGAACGCAUGCCCUCAACUCCCAGUCCGAGGGAGAGAGAGUCCCUGGUCCUACCUUGUGAUACCAACACUCUUCCCCGAGGAAGCCCGAGGGUACUCUGAGGUGACCGCCUCUUGCGAGUGCUGUCUCCUGGGCACCCCUCAGCCUCCCAGGGAGCACCUUCUCCCUCUGGCUUCUGUGGGGCUCUGGCAAGAGUGGCCACACUGAGCUAACUUGAGUUCUGUAUCCAGAAGGGCUUCCCAGAGGCGGUGGUGAUCGAGAGGCCACGGCAGGAAGGCAGCUGGUCUGGACAGGAUUCCUGGGGCUGCAUUUGUCUAGGUCACCCCUGACAUAGGCCCACUCUGGGCUUGGCUGUGUGGGGUGGGGUGGGGUGGGUGGGAAGGAGGAGCCAAGGGGGAGAAGAAGGGGGUGAAUGAAACAUGGAGCUGGCCCGUGGAGGGCUCAGCCUAGGUGGGGAGACAAGCUCAGGCACUGAGAAGUACAACAGGGGUGCCUUCCAAAGGUGCCCUGGGCCCCACAGGAGACCUUGGGGUCUGUGGGCCAGUGGGCCUGAGGGCAGAUGGACACUCGUGAUUUGUGUCUAUGGAGGUGUGUCUGGAAAGGCUUCUUGGCUGAGAGGCUGAUGCAUAAGUUGAACAAGGCUUUGCAGGUGGGGGUGGGGGGCGUCUGUCCUGGGGGGUGGAGUUUUGCAUAGGCCAGGAUGGACAGCCUAGGGUAAGAGGCAUCCAAGCUGAGGGGCUGGCACAAGA